Paramecium sonneborni is the source of this 887-nucleotide messenger RNA. Lineage: Eukaryota; Ciliophora; Oligohymenophorea; Peniculida; Parameciidae. The record is from the annotation of a GenBank genome assembly.
AUGUAAUACUUUUUUUCGAAAUAAAAAUAUAUUUUUUCAUUUCAAAGUUCAAAAACCUUCGUCGACUUAAGUUUUGAAGCAAGAUUAAAAUGUGAGAGUGGGUGAUCUGGGGAUUUUUUUUAAUUAUUAAUAAAAUUUAAGUGUAAAACUUAUUUUAAUAAAUUUUUCAACUAUAUUAUAAUUUUGAAAGAAUACUUAACCAAAGAUUUUAAUAAUAAAUUAACCCAAAAUUAUAGAUUUAAUAUAUAAAAAAUAAUUAAUUACUUAACUCUCCAAAGCUAUCUUAUCUUAUUUAAAUUAAUAGCAAAGCUUUUGAUGAUGAAAAUAAUCAAAUUCUUCUUGAUAUAAUUGAACUGUUAAAAAGGAAUAAUUACACUUCUUCUUAUAUAACUUUGAAAUCUACUAAAAAACUAAUUCAUAAAAGGAUUUUUUACAGAACAUCAAUAGAGAUUCAAAUGAAUUGGUCAAUUGCUUUUUUUUUGUAAUUUAUUUGAUAUUAAAAAUUAUGAUAAAAUUACAGUUUUACUGCAAAACCGGUUUACAAUUUUUAGAAUCUCAAUAAGAUUUUGAGCAAAUUUUUAAGGUCUUUUAUAAAAAAAAUAGCAAAUUCUUUCAUAAAAGUAUUAGCAUAAGCUAUCAUGGCUUUAUGCUUUCAUUUUAAAUUAUAAUUUAAAUCAAUUUUCAAAAAAAAAUGCUUGAAUUAUUUUUAGCAGCUUCUUAAGCUAAAAAUUAAAAAAUUUCUAUUUGUUUUUUAGGUAAAGUUAAUAGUUAUGAAUAUUUAAAUCACAUUGUUUAAUUAUGAAAAAACAUAAAUACCAUUUUUUUAAUUUCAAUAUCAGUGGAAUAUUCAUAGUUCGAAAUUGUCAUAGUUUAAUUCAAAUUUUUGA